AUGCUGGAGACUAUUAGGCCGCAGCAGUGCGAUGAGUCGGGCAAUCUGAUAUUCGGGGAGUUGUUGCGGUGGGCCGACUUGGCCACGUGCGCAUCUGCGGAGGCCCACACGCGUUCAAAUUGUGUCACGGGCGAGGUGACCGACCUGGUUCUCGAGGAGGGCGUUAUACCCCGGAGCGGCGACACUGUGGAGUUGACAGCUCAGCCUGUGCUUGUGGGCAAUACCUCUCUUGUUGUCGAGCUUCAUGUUCGCAUCGAGAAGUCUCAGGGGGACGCCAGCAUGAAGCGCUGGUCUGUUUGUACCGUGCAGUUUACUUACAUUACAAUGAAAGGGCCCUCCGGUGAGAGACCCAAGUGUCCUCCACUCGAAGGCGAGGAGGCAACGUUCUUAUCAGCGCACCGACGCGACGUAUUGAAGAAGAAGGGUGCCAUUGUAAGGCAGCUUGAAGAAGAGCCGCUCGAAGACCUUCAGGAUAAAUUUCAGCACUUAAAUGUGUCUAAGGAUGCAGUCAGAGUGCGGGACACAGUGCAAUUGACGAUUGAGCUGGUCCUGCCGCCCCACACGAACCAUAUGAACAACACUUUCGGUGGACAGGUAAUGUACUGGAUGCAUAAGGCCGCAAGAAUCACAGCAUUGCGUCAUGCAAGCAUAAGGAAUGAUGUUUUGCCUGGCGUGGUUUGGACGACAUCAGUGGAGGGUGUGCGUUUUGAAGCGGCUUCGAAAGCCUCUGACCAUUUGGUAUUCAAGACAUUCGUGCGGCGCGUCUACCUUCCAAACCAUGUGGUGGUCUCGGUGAAGGUGUCCACAAGAUCCAUCGCGGAUGGUACGGAGAAGGUAAUACAUUCUGCUCCGCGGGAACAUGGCUAUGUUCGACGGAUCAACACCGCCAUCUUCCAUAUGAAGGUUUUCGCCGAUCGUGUCGGGGGCACGCCCUUCGGGGUUGCGGAAGUGGCGCCAGAUACGGAACAGAAGUCAGAGCUGGUUGAAUUCCAUGAAAUUCAGCGACGGCUCGAAAUCACCCGGGCGUGUGCUAGUAUGACGUCGUUCAAAGGUGGAGCUUUGCCGUGGCUCGAGGCCCUGGCUGUGGAGUGCGAAGCUGCAACUAUAGAUUCGGUGCUUCGGCUUGUCGAGGGCACUGCCCGCACCACGUGGAAGGCAUUGGUUGCUUGCGAGCAGCAGCCAGGUGUAGACGUAGCGGUUAGCACUGACGUCUUUGGCCAACGAUUCACGGCAUUCCACUUCACUAUCUCAUGCCAGGCAGACGCAGGCAGCGUUUUCCGCAAGUUGUCGUCAUUGCAGCGGCACCAGUGGGAUGAGAAGUGCGAGCAGUACACCGUGGAGAAGCAGCUCAGUCCUACGGCCGAUCUCGUUCACAUGGUCGUGCAGGUGCCGCACACUCCUCGGGUGCUCGACUGCGCGCCGCCCCGCUGCAUGCCUUUUCUGCUGGGCGUGCGCGGGCAGUGCGCCGCGUGCCUGCCGAGCACUGCCAGGGUGCGGAGGGACAUUUCGCUCCUCCGUGCCUGGAAGCAGACCUCGCCGGGGAGUUACGUAAUGGCUUCACGGUCCGUCGACCACCCACACUUCAAGCACGUCACGAGGGUGGCGCCGCCAGCCGUCACCUAUCCCAGUGGCUUUGUUGUCUCGCAGUGUCAUCCCCGUGGCAGCUCGUUGCACUACAUAGUCGUCAUGGAGAACGAAGUGUUCAGGAGUCUCGGCGCCAAGACUGCGAUUCCCCUGGCGGCAUCUAUGCAAAGCAAGUCCCUCCUGAAGCUUCGGCAUCUUCUGGACGCCAACGAAAGCUAG
Messenger RNA from Prorocentrum cordatum, 1803 nucleotides. NCBI's taxonomy places the organism in Eukaryota, Dinophyceae, Prorocentrales, Prorocentraceae. The record is from the annotation of a GenBank genome assembly.